Messenger RNA from Zingiber officinale, 516 nucleotides. Its product is annotated as dirigent protein 2-like. The coding region runs from base 1 to 516 and encodes 171 amino acids. NCBI's taxonomy places the organism in Eukaryota, Viridiplantae, Streptophyta, Magnoliopsida, Zingiberales, Zingiberaceae. The transcript has a single exon. The record is from RefSeq and is a predicted model, not a curated record.
AUGGCCGUCUCAUCUCCAUCCUUUCUCCUCUUCAUCAUCCUCUCUUUAGCUGUCGUCGCCUUCCCCCAGCACCGCUCCACCCACCUGCACUUCUAUGUCCUAUCACGCUUCUUUGGAUCCCCCAAUCCGACUGUCACGUUUUCGGUGAUCCUGCACCUGGAAUCCCCCAUGGAGGGCUUCGGCAACCUUGGGGUGUUUGACGACAUUAUCAUCGCAGGGCUCGACCCAAGCUCUCCAGUCAUCGGUCGGGUACAAGGGUCCACUGCUAACACAGAUUUGACUGGUCAUAGUUCAACUUCAACUAUAAACUUGGUGUUCACUGCCGGGGAGUACAACGGGAGUUCGUUGAUGGUCUUAGGGAGGUUCCUGAUGGGGGGUAUGUCAGAUCGAAGCAUCAUCGGCGGCACUGGACUAUUUCGCCUAGCGAGGGGCUACAUCCUGAGCCAAGUAGUCAAUGUCACGGGCACAACAGUGAUUUUCGAGUUCGAUGUUUAUGUCACAGACCAUGAGUAUUAA